UGUUACGUAUAAAUGGAAGGCAAGCCUCUCUUCCCCACCACACCAUCGCCCCCUGCUUCCAACAAAGCUGAACAAUCUCGGAAGCAAACAAGGGUCGUAUCCAUGGCUCCUAAGGUCAAGACCCUCGUUCUCGUUUUCCUGAUGUUGCUGAUGAUUUCUUUCUCCCUAGCAGGCUUGCCGGGGGAGGUUGAUGGUUCAGGCGGAAAACCCUCAUUUCCUAAGGUUGGUGAAAGACUGAAAAUGAGGAAGCUCAUGAUGGCCGAAAGCCUCCUUGACUACGAAGAUGUGUGCGCCAAUCCCAAGCAUGAUCCCCGGAAGAAGGGCUGCAAGAAUAAUCGUUGAUUCUCUCUAGAAUAAUCGUUGAUUCUCUCUCUCUCUCUCUCUCGGAUAUUAAUGCAAUGCGUCAAGAGACCAUAUGUAUUGUUACAUUCGAGCCAAGUAGAAAUGUCACGCACUGUAAUGUCUGCACUGUAAUGUCUGUCCUGAUGGUGUAAUAAUAAACCUCUGAGGUAUGAUAUUUAUGACGGAGUACCUGAAUUUUUCGCUCUUUAA
This is a messenger RNA of Eucalyptus grandis, 552 nucleotides long. RefSeq lists its product as uncharacterized. The transcript is spliced from 3 exons. Lineage: Eukaryota; Viridiplantae; Streptophyta; Magnoliopsida; Myrtales; Myrtaceae. The record is from RefSeq and is a predicted model, not a curated record. The coding region runs from base 13 to 342 and encodes 109 amino acids.